GCUGCGUUGACUGACGGGCAAUUCAUGAGAACCCUGGACACGUCAUGGGAGACGAGUGGAUGCAGAGAUGCUCUACAGAUCCCUGCCACCGUGGGGCCGGACCAGGCCAGGAAAGUUUGUCAGCGGGUCCGCAAUUUGUAUUUCCAAGACAGGCGGAUCGAUUUUCAAUCAAUCUACAACCUAGUGCAGAUGACCGGGGAUCGAUGGUUUAAUGUGCCGACCAUGAAGUCAGCCUUCCAUCACGCCCGAAAGGCCCGGGUUCAUCUGUACCUAUUCGCAUUCCAAGGAAGAUAUGCAGUGAUCAAUAUCAUCAACGGAAUAGCUCGAAAGCUGGGUCUGCCUCCGCUUCCCGCGGCUGUUUCGCAUGGUGACGAUUACACGUACCGAUCGAACUCGGGAAACUUCACUUCGCAUGAGGGCAAAAUCGGAGAAAUGUACUCGGGAAUGAUUCGCCAUUUCGUCACAACUGGGGAGCCGCGCCCUUCGUUGCCAGAAUACCAGAUCAGUUGGCGGCCUUUUGACCCGGCGAAAAACGACCUCGUUCGGCAAGUGUACGACGAUUACGUUCGCUUGGACACGAUUUCCGACCCCAUGAACCUGGUCAACUUCUGGGAUUCUCUGAACAUUUGAGUCCACAAUUAUAUAGGGAUCGUUCUGAGAUGAAGUCACUCAAUCACGGCAAAGUAAUUCGAGUAGUUUUCAAAAACUGUUCCUCGGUUAAAUUUACAGCUUUAAAAAAAGGCGUAAAAGUAGAGGUCCUCCCAACAAAACAGACUGGAAUGGAGGAAGUUGAAAAGAGAAUGACUUCAAUUUCAAACCAAAAAGAAGCCUUACAGUUCAUCAUGCUGAAAAAUGAUUUUCAGUAAUAUGAUACUCACCAUUCUGGAGAUUUCAGUGCCUUAAUUUGUUCGUUGUUCGUUCGAAAAACCAUUUAUGCGGGUUGCAUUACGCGUUUCGACAAUUUUUGUGAAUAAAAAGGCAGUGAUUAAGAUAUAGAUA
Messenger RNA from Notodromas monacha, 999 nucleotides. The record is from the annotation of a GenBank genome assembly. NCBI's taxonomy places the organism in Eukaryota, Metazoa, Arthropoda, Ostracoda, Podocopida, Cyprididae.